Messenger RNA from Lachancea lanzarotensis, 1266 nucleotides. It is a transcript of the gene NTA1, whose product is annotated as LALA0S07e03862g1_1. Gene Ontology annotation, molecular function: protein-N-terminal asparagine amidohydrolase activity; protein-N-terminal glutamine amidohydrolase activity. The record is from RefSeq and is a predicted model, not a curated record. The transcript has a single exon. Lineage: Eukaryota; Fungi; Ascomycota; Saccharomycetes; Saccharomycetales; Saccharomycetaceae. Bases 1 to 1266 code for a protein of 421 amino acids. Gene Ontology annotation, biological process: protein catabolic process.
AUGACCCAGCAACUUGGAAGGCUAACGGUUAGACUUAGAAUAGCUGUUAUUCAACUGAAUCCUCAAAUCGGUCAAGUCAGUGGGACGACAGCCAGAGUAAAUGCCCUUUUAUCUAGGAUAGAAAAGUACAAGCCUGAUAUCGUAGUGUUCCCAGAAUUCGCACUUUCAGGCUACAAUUUUCAUUGUCGUCAACAAAUCGGGCCAUACUUGAGUACGGUAGGUCAGGGUCCUGAGUGGGACUUGUGUCACCAAAUCUCACGUCAACUUUCGUGCGUCACAGUGAUGGGCUAUCCAGAGAAAAGUGAUGAUGGGUCCACGGGACAAAAAGUCUACAAUUCUGUGAUGGUGGUCAACUCGAAGGGAGAGCUGGCUUUCAACUAUCGCAAAUCGUUCCUGUAUCAAACCGAUGACGAAUGGGGGUGUAGCGAGAAUCCAGCAGGUUUUCAGACGUUUAGACUUCCUUUCGCGCAAAAAGCACGAGACUCAAGCGGAGGCUUGCAUGAUGUUAGUAUAAAAAGUGCAGUUGGUAUCUGCAUGGAUCUAAGUCCGUACAAAUUUGAAGCACCCUUUCAAGAUUUCGAAUUUUCGAGCUUCCAUCUCGAAAAUGCCACUGAGCUCAUCUUGUUUCCUAUGGCUUGGCUCAACUCCAUAUCUGUCACUGCCAACACAGAAAAUCCUAAGCGACGGGAAAAACAGAUCGCAGAAUCUUUGGAAGCCAUUCGCUUUCCGAUGAGUGGCUCACAAGGCGAGUUUCAAUGGGACGUGAGCUUGCUCGAUGGCACUCGUGUGGAGGAAAAACCGGGCCAUAAUUUCUUGGGGCCCAGUCAUGAAAACUCAGAUGAUACAGCAACAGAUACGUUUGCUAACCCAGGGCAACCUGAUAUGUCUAAUUUGAACUAUUGGAUUUUACGUUUCAUGCCCUUUCUCGCCUAUGGAGGACGGGGGAGCUGGUUCAUGGAAGGGCUUCUCGAUCCCAUCUUGAGCAAGCUUCGUGGUCUACGUUUCUCAUACAUGGGGGGAAGCUCGGAAAAGCCAUGGCUGUUUGAAAAUAGGAAUGCCGUGGCAGUUUUGUGUAACCGUUGUGGAGUUGAGGAUGGUUCUACUGUCUUUGCAGGCACUUCAAGCAUUUUGAAAUUCAACGGCCAGCACGGUGACACUGAAAAUAAUUUGGACACUUCCAACAGUAGUGUCGAGCUUGUUGGGAAUCUUUCUAAAGGCUACGAAGGUGUGCUGAUAAGAGACGUUGAGUUCGAGAUUGAUCGGUAA